Homarus americanus (American lobster) is the source of this 856-nucleotide messenger RNA. RefSeq lists its product as uncharacterized. The transcript has a single exon. The record is from RefSeq and is a predicted model, not a curated record. Lineage: Eukaryota; Metazoa; Arthropoda; Malacostraca; Decapoda; Nephropidae. The coding region runs from base 7 to 741 and encodes 244 amino acids.
AGUUUCAUGGGACAGGUGUGGAUCACUAUCUUGAAAAAGGUGUGGAUCAGUUUCAUGGGACAGGUGUGGAUCAGUUUCAUGGGACAGGUGUGGAUCACUAUCUUGAAAAAGGUGUGGAUCAAUUUCAUGAGGCAGGUGUGGAUCAAUUUCAUGGGACAGGUGUGGAUCAGUUUCAUGGGACAGGUGUGGAUCAACAUCGUGAGAAAGGUGUGGAUCAAUUUCAUGGGACAGGUGUGGAUCAGUUUCAUGGGACAGGUGUGGAUCAACAUCGUGAGAAAGGUGUGGAUCAAUUUCAUGGGACAGGUAUGGAUCAAUUUCAUGGGACAGGUGUGCAUCACUAUCUUGAGAAAGGUGUGGAUCAGUUUCAUGGGACAGGUGUGGAUCAGUUUCAUGGGACAGGUGUGGAUCACUAUCUUGAGAAAGGUGUGGAUCAGUUUCAUGGGACAGGUGUGGAUCACUAUCGUGAGAAAAGUGUGGAUCAGUUUCAUGGGACAGGUGUGGAUCAACAUCGUGAGAAAGGUGUGGAUCAGUUUCAUGGAACAGGUGUGGAUCACUAUCUUAAGAAAGGUGUGGAUUACUAUCUUAAGAAAGGUGUGGAUCACUAUCUUAAGAAAGGUGUGGAUCAGUUUCAUGGGACAGGUGUGGAUCAGUUUCAUGGGACAGGUAUGGAUCACUACCUUGAGACAGGUGUGGAUCAGUUUCAUGAGACAGGUGUGGAUCAGUAUCAUGGGACAGGUGUAGAUCAGUUUCAUGGGACAGGUGUGGAUCAGUAUCAUGGAACAGGUGUGGAUCAGUUUCAUGGGACAGGUGUGGAUCACUACCUUGAGACAGGUGUGGAUCAGUUUCAUGGGACAGG